AUAAAAAAAUGUUAUUUUUCACCUUUAAAAUAAAAAUAUAAGGUAGCAAAACAUGGGCUGGUGAAAUAGGCCAGUCUGUAACAAGAAAGUUCAUUAUUUUAAUCAUCAUUUGUUAGUACAUUCAAGCCUUUCUAGAAGUUGCUAGAACUGAAACUACAUGUCUGUUCCUCUGUUUAUUGAACAUUUUCUCAGGACAAAUCCACCUCCCUUAAGCCGUUUGGCUACAGCUUCAAUCAUGUCCCCAUGACUCCUGAAGAAGCUAUAAAGUUGUACAUGCCCAAGCUCACGCCAUUUGAGUGUGAAGAAAUCUUUGCUUACACAGAAGCCUACUUUUUGGGUCUGGAUGCCAAUAAGCGGUCAGGCAACGAUGGCUAUGAUGAUUACGAGGGCUUUUAUAUCCCCGUACCCCACGAUCAUAUUGCCUAUCGAUAUGAGGUACUGAACAUCAUUGACAAGGGUGGCUUUAGCCAGGUCAUAAAAGCGUACGACCACAAGACAUGCCAGUAUGUGGCAAUCAAGAUGGUGCGGAAUAAGAAGAUUUUUCACCAGCAGGCUAAAGAAGAAAUACGGAUCCUGGAGCAUCUUCACAAACAGGACAAAGAUGGGAGCAAUAAUGUCAUUCACAUUCUUGAGCACUUCUCAUUUCGUAACCACGUCUGUAUCACCUUUGAACUGCUCAGCAUGAGCCUCUAUGAGUUUAUGAAAAUGAAUGACUUCCAGGGAUUUAGCCUGCCCCUAGUGUGCAAGUUUGCACACUCAAUUCUCAAGUGUCUGGACCUUUUGAGCCAGAACCGGAUCAUCCACGGUGAUCUCAAUCCUCACAACAUCAUGCUCAAGCAUCUGAGUGACGGCAACAUCAAAGUUAUUGAUUUUGGUUUCAGCUGCUAUGAACACAGGAGAUUCCACAUAAACAUCCAGUCCAGCCCAUACUGUGCUCCAGAGGUCAUCCUGGGAGCAGACUAUGGAAUACCUAUUGACAUGUGGAGUUUGGGUUGCAUCUUAAUAGAAUUACUGACUGGGGACCCUCUCUUCCCUGAAGAUAGUGAAGAGGAUCUUUUGGCAUGUAUCAUUGAGCUGCUGGGUGUGCCAUCUCAGAAGCUUCUGGAUGCAUCAACAAAUGCCAAAAAUUUUGUAAGUUUUCUUCCAGAUGACUCGGUGGUAUUUAAUAGUAGCUGCUUCGACAGGGACAAAGUUAACAGGCUCCUAAGGAUCAGGAGGUGGAAAAUGGCCCUCAAGGUCUGUGAUGACCCCAUAUUCAACUUUCUAAAGCGAUGCUUGGAAUGGGACCCAUCUGUACGCAUGACCCCCAGUCAGGCACUCCGCCACCCGUGGCUGAAGAAAACCUUGCCAAAGCCCACCACUGGGGAUAAACAGGCCAUGAGGCAGAUCACAGGGAACUCCAGAAGUGUAACAUCAUAUCCCAAGUUAUACCUGUCCUCAAGUUCAACUUCCAAACCAAAGAGUGAACUGCAGCAGAAGAGAAAGGCCAGUAGGAACGACCAACAGAGAACAAUUUUAGCAAAAUUAGCCACUGCACUUGAGAACUGGAAUGCAGCAUCCUCCGUUCAAUGCAACGCCAGAGAUGAUGCUUCAUCGAAAAGGCCAAGGCUAAUGUGUGAUAAACCUCUGCUAACUUCAAAGUCAUGCAGUAUAUCCAGCAUAUCCAGAAAGGACAAGAAAAGGCAGACCUGUCAUGUGCGAUAUAUGGAGGAGGUGCACUCCUCUACUUCCACAGGAGCAUGUUACACAGUAAAACGAGAUAGUACAGAGACCUACAAUGUCAAAAUAAUCUCAUACAAGCUCCUGUUACGGAUUCUUGAUCGGUUUGUGUGCAAGGUCUACCACAUCUCACCGAUGAAGGUCAACGAAUCAAAGGAGGAUCGUUUAACCCGCAUAAGGCUUGUGAGAAGACUAUGGAUUCUAGUCGAAGACGGCAUUGCCAGGGCUCCCAGACACAAGAAGCUCUUUGAAGUGUUGGAAAAACUGUUGGAUGCCAAGCAGGGCCUAGAAGAGGUCACAGCAACAGUGGGGGACUUAGUGUAUCACAAGUAUGUGAGGGCAGGGCAGUCGAUCCCAAAGAUGUUGACCCUGCUGGGAGACACAGAUGGGUGUGAAUAUCUUUCCAAGAUGAUUACUGAAGAAUUGUUUCAGCACUUCAACACCUCUGUGACCUCUGCUCCAGAGACCAGAGCUGACAUGUCAAAAGAAAGGCAUGGAGUGAAAUGCAUCAAGUUCAGGGUUUCCUCUCCUUUGACUCAUGUAUCUAAAGGCAAGGAGACGGACCUGCAGACUCCACGUGUGCGACAUGUGAAGUGUGGUAUUAGAGUACACCCAGUGAUGACCUGCAGUGAGACAGAAGGACAAGGGAUAGAGUGCCAGAGGAGACUGGGCUUCCAAGGCAAGGUGUGGAAAGCAUUAAAAAAACACGUUAUCUGCUGUAACCUAUCAGAAGACCAAGAUGACUAG
Messenger RNA from Scleropages formosus (Asian bonytongue), 2466 nucleotides. Its product is annotated as dual specificity tyrosine-phosphorylation-regulated kinase 2-like. Lineage: Eukaryota; Metazoa; Chordata; Actinopteri; Osteoglossiformes; Osteoglossidae. Gene Ontology annotation, molecular function: protein serine/threonine/tyrosine kinase activity; ATP binding; protein serine/threonine kinase activity. The record is from RefSeq and is a predicted model, not a curated record. Gene Ontology annotation, biological process: peptidyl-serine phosphorylation; peptidyl-threonine phosphorylation. Gene Ontology annotation, cellular component: cytoplasm; nucleus; cytoskeleton. The coding region runs from base 244 to 2466 and encodes 740 amino acids. The transcript is spliced from 4 exons.